UAUUAAUUUCUUCAUCCAAUUCCCAUUCCAUUUUGUGUGUUUUUAGUGUUUUCUGAUUUUCGGGUUUCCUUUUGCUUCAAUCAAGGGAGGUAGCAGCAUUUGAAAUAUCUCAGCUGAUCAGCCAUCAAUCAAUCCAAGCAGUACAUAUAUGGCAACAAAAGCUAAAGAUAGCACUACUUCAGGGAAGGAGCUGAAGAAGAGCACAUCAUCUUUAAACUCCCUCACAAACCACACCAAAAGAGUCACCAAGUCUUCAUCCUCUGCAGGCACUGAGAAAGCAACCUCUUCAACCUCUUCAACCUCAACAACAAAGCAAGUCCCAAACUAUCUGAGGCCUACUUUGAGUGCCUCAAGACAUGAAAAUUCUUCCAAGUCAUCAUUAGCUGGGAGCAAGAAACAUGGCUCUGAAGACUCUGCAUCAUCUCAAAAGCCUACACUGAGUAGAAGAAGAUCUUUUGACAAGCCACCAUCACCGUCAAGACUACGCAAGUCACUGAUAUCACCAGGAAGGGACGCAUCGCUACGAUCUUCAUCGUUUACAGCGAAAAGCUCCAAUGUCCCAAAACCCAGUAUAGAUAGGUCUAAUUCGAAGACGGCUAGAGCCGGAAAGCCACAGCUUUUGUAUGCAAAGAGUGUGAAGAAGAGCAGUACAAGUGGUUCAGCCAAGAAGGAAAGUACAGUUUCAACAAGACCUCCAAAGAGUGAGGACAUAACACAAACACUCGAUCUUGAAGCCGAUCUAGAGGCUAUAGAGUCUUUGGAUCAUCAAGAGGUUGAAGAGGUAGGUAUGAUUGAGAGUGAGGAACAUGAAAAGGUGGUUCUUCCAGACCCAAAAGUUGAAGAGAAGGAGCAAGUUGAUGAUCAUGGUGCUGCUGUAGAAGCUGAAGCUAAUGGCGGCGAGGAUGAGAAGCUCAAGCCUAGUGACAGUUCUACUGUUAAUGCAGAGGAAUUGCAGGAAACUGUGGAGGAAAGAAAUGAAGAAAGUGGAAAUGCAUUGGUCCAAGAAGAGAAGCCUGCAGAUAAUGAACAACAUCAAGGGGAAGAUAAUCAGAACAAAUUAUAUGAAAGCAGUGAGGCUCAACCAGAAGAGGGUUUGGCAAGUGAGGAAACAACAGUUGAGGUGAAAGAAGAUAAAGGAAAAGAGAUAAGUGAUGAAGAAGAUGGUGUUGCAGUGGAGGAAAGCAAGAAUGUUGAGGACAUGGCCUUGGAUGAGAAGGAAGGGAUUGCAUUGAAGGAAGGGGAAGAAAAAGCUGAUGGGGAAAUUGACGAAGCAAAGCCUGCAGAGGCUGCUGAGGCAGCUGAGGCAGCUGAGGGAGCAGAGGAAACAGCGAAGCCAAGCCAAACAAGCGAGGGAUCACAAGGAGGGAAAAAGGACUCUGCUCCUGCAUACAAUGAUGUGAUUGAGGAGACUGCAAGCAAGUUGCUGGAGAAAAGGAAGAACAAGGUGAAAGCAUUGGUUGGGGCAUUUGAGACUGUGAUAGAUUAUGAAUCAGGAUCCAAAUGAACCCAUUUACAAUAUGAUUGUAAAAUCUGUACUCUCUGUAUAUUGACUAAUGUGGAGGAUUAAAAGAUUAAAAGAAAGAAAAAAAUUGAAUUGGAGAGAAAUGCUGACAAAUCUUUCUAUUA
Messenger RNA from Prunus mume (Japanese apricot), 1626 nucleotides. Its product is annotated as calmodulin-binding protein-like protein. Gene Ontology annotation, molecular function: calmodulin binding. NCBI's taxonomy places the organism in Eukaryota, Viridiplantae, Streptophyta, Magnoliopsida, Rosales, Rosaceae. The record is from RefSeq and is a predicted model, not a curated record.